AAGUAAUCUUAAGUACAUCGAAUGUUAUAUCUCUCUCUCUCUAUAUAUAUAUUAUCAACAGGACUUACAGUGUUUAAUCAGUGUCAACUAAGAUAAUAAAGGGAGACAGUAAAAUAGUGUAAUCAUUUACCGUACUCCCAUAUUUUAUCCGACUUGUUAUAACCAAACAACAUGAUUAUGUUAUAAAUAUCGUUCAACUUCCGUGACAAUUUACCGUUAAACUUCGUUGGAAUCAAUGCUAGUGUAUACAUUCUAGUAGUCGAUGGAAAUAUCGUCGAAAAUUUUCAGAAUAUAAAAGAAGAAAUUUGUCUGCUGAAUAAACAGACGGAGCUCGUGUAAAUAAACGCAAUUUUCAUGAACAUAUAUUUGGACCUAGCCAUUUACUAGCCGUUUACAAGUAGCAAACUGGUAUUGUUCAAGAAGUGCUCACUUUUGCAGUGUCAGCAAUGAGUGUACAUUCCAUGUGUCUCGUCUUUUUAAAUAUUUUCCUGUGUGGAUUUCUUCAUGUUGAGUCCAGCAACAAAGUGUUGGUGAUUUCCAUGGACGGAUUUCGUUGGGAUUACAUUCAGAAAGCAAACACUCCAAAUUUCGACGAUUUUGCCGCCAAGGGAACCAGGGCAAAGUACAUCAACAACACGUUUAUCACGAAAACGUUCCCAUGCCACUACUCUAUCGCAACAGGCCUGUUUGAGGAGAGUCACGGCAUCAUCGCCAACAGCAUGUAUGACCCCGUCACCCAGAAACACUUCACUAUGUCCAGCAAGGAGUCAUUCUGGUGGGACGGUGGGGAACCGCUUUGGGCCACCGUGCAAAGGUCUGACCUUAGGAGCGCUGUGUACUACUGGCCGGGCAGCGAGGCGGAGAUCAGGGGCCUCAGGCCGAACAUCUACUUUCCGUACAACGAGUCUGUGAACUUUUAUUCUCGCGUUGACACUGUGGUGCAGUGGUUGGCUAACGACUCGUACAACAUCGACUUCGCAAUGCUGUACUUCCACGAGCCGGACCACACGGGUCAUAUGUACGGCCCGGACUCGACGGAAGUUUUGACUAAAGUGGAAGAGAUGGACGCCAUACUAGGAUACAUAGUCGAAAGUUUCACGAACGCAAGUCUAUGGGCAAACGUUAACGUAUUAGUCACCAGCGAUCACGGGAUGACUGAGAUAAGCCACGAUAAAACCAUCGACCUCCUGGCGUACGUAGACAAUGCCGCCAUGGAGCAGGUGCCAUCCAUGGGGCCGGUGGCCAACAUCAGGGUGGCUGACGGUAUGUUGGAGGAAGUGAUAGCGAACCUUUCGUCGGCACCGCAUCUGAAGGUCUAUCGACGGGAAGAAGUUCCGGAAUUUUGGUACUAUAAAAACAACGAACGUAUUCUGGAUAUUGUGGCCGUGGCGGACGAGCAUUGGAGCAUUAUAAUGAAUGCGAGUGCGUACACGUACAACGGCAAGGGAGGUCACGGCUAUGACAACAGGUUGAUGUCCAUGAAGCCCAUCUUCUACGCUCGGGGCCCAGACAUCCGGUCAGGGUACGAGACUCGGCCAUUCAACUCGGUGGACAUUUACCCGACGGUGUGUCGUCUGCUCGGGGCGCGACCAGCCCCAAACAACGGAACCAUUGAACACACGAGCGACUUUGUAACCCUUCCAGUGUCUCAGGCCGCUUCUGUUAGAUCUCAAACAGUGCUGUCGGUUUCUCUCAUAUAUGUUUCCAUGGCUAUAUUUUGUGUGCAGGAAGUGCUAAGGAUAUGAAAAGGAAUUCCUAGAAUGAGAACUGUGCAAGUUUAGUGAAAUGUUUUUCUUUUGAACUCCAGCAGGGUUUACCUUUUAUUCAGAUAUGUAUUAUUUUGUCGUUUAAUGCAGUUUUAUUUUAUUAUCAUAUGGAAACAACACUCAUUUAUCUAUAAAUAAAUACAUUGUACUAGCUAUCGGUUCUGGUUAAAUUAAGUCGCAUUGGACCUUAAGCGUAUGUGUAAGCUUACACUGUUACGGACACAUUUAACCGUUUUCCUCGCGAUUAAUAUUGUAAUAUAAAAUCUCCUCGGUGUUGACAUUUGGAAUGCCGACAGGUUGAUGUCCAUGAAGCCCAUCUUCUACGCUCGGGGCCCAGACAUCCGGUCAGGGUACGAGACUCGGCCAUUCAACUCGGUGGACAUUUACCCGACGGUGUGUCGUCUGCUCGGGGCGCGACCAGCCCCAAACAACGGAACCAUUGAACACACGAGCGACUUUGUAACCCUUCCAGUGUCUCAGGCCGCUUCUGUUAGAUCUCAAACAGUGCUGUCGGUUUCUCUCAUAUAUGUUUCCAUGGCUAUAUUUUGUGUGCAGGAAGUGCUAAGGAUAUGAAAAGGAAUUCCUAGAAUGAGAACUGUGCAAGUUUAGUGAAAUGUUUUUCUUUUGAACUCCAGCAGGGUUUACCUUUUAUUCAGAUAUGUAUUAUUUUGUCGUUUAAUGCAGUUUUAUUUUAUUAUCAUAUGGAAACAACACUCAUUUAUCUAUAAAUAAAUACAUUGUACUAGCUAUCGGUUCUGGUUAAAUUAAGUCGCAUUGGACCUUAAGCGUAUGUGUAAGCUUACACUGUUACGGACACAUUUAACCGUUUUCCUCGCGAUUAAUAUUGUAAUAUAAAAUCUCCUCGGUGUUGACAUUUGGAAUGCCGGCACCAUUAUUGUAUCUCAUAAUGGUUAAUUUUCAUACCAAUUCUUCCUACAUGUUCAUCCAUUCACAAUCUAUCUCUUGGGGGUUUGUGUUGAAGUAAUCAUUAACCAAAUAUCUUCUAAAGAUAUGCUUCUUAACAGUUAUCGAAAUUUACCGAAAUUCCCAAAGUUGUUUAUUGAGGACUGUCAUUUUUGCGGAAUUGUUUAUUUUGGAAAAUGCAUAGUGAAAACAUGAAUGUUGUUUCCAGUUUUUAUUGCCAUAUGAUAAUUACUUAUCAUAAGUCUUUGUUGAAUGCAAAUAUGUAUUUUAUUAAUUACUUGCUACACUGUAACUGCCAUGUCAUUGCACUAUAUAUUUGUAAUAUCCGCGCGUUCCAAAUUUGAAAUUUUAUGUAAAAUAUGUGUUUAAUGAGAAAUUAUUUAAUGUUUAAUGGCACUAAAAUAGUUAUAUGACCAUGAUAGGUAACGGUUACUGCCCUUUGUUAACAAUUGUAUGUUUAACCCGAUUUUAUGCAUUAUAUAACUGGUUAUUUGCUCAA
Molecule: messenger RNA, 3189 nt
Organism: Mya arenaria
Lineage: Eukaryota; Metazoa; Mollusca; Bivalvia; Myida; Myidae
Product: bis(5'-adenosyl)-triphosphatase ENPP4-like
Exons: 3
Coding region: 447-1745 (432 amino acids)
Source: RefSeq, a predicted model, not a curated record